AUGUCAGUUGACAUUUUCGAUGCAGAUUUAUCAGUUAGUCCUACGCCAGCCAGCACCGUAUUACCAGCACGUUUGGCCGUCAAAACUCUUCCUCCAGACAUUCUAAUACGCAUUCUUAAAUAUCUUCCAAUAUGCUCGCUCAUAAACUUUGCGCAAGCGUGUCGAAGAUUCAAAGUUCUUGUAUAUGACGAUGAACUUUGGGAAAGUCAUUUGAAAAUACUCGGAGAGUGGGAAGAUCCAAUUCCGGAACUUGAAAUAGCAACGGAGACAGAAAUAGAACCAGAUGUAGAGGAAAAUGUAGAGAAAAACGUAGAUAAUAACAAGCUCACAUAUGAAAAUGCGAGAGACACUAUAAAAGGAUUAGUCAAUGCUGUACUAGAUGCGGCACCUUUAAGGAGCACAUUAGUUCCAUCAAUAAGCACGUUAGCUCCAUCAAUAAAGCCCGCAACACAUGACUCUUCUGUGGUUUUAUAUACUUCUGGGAAUCUGCUAGAUUUCGCUUCUCAUGACGAGAAUUCACAAAGAACAUUGAGUUUGAUACCUGGACUUUCACCCGAUCCGUUUUCACAAAAGUCUCGUGCCGCGUCGACUGGCUUUGCACGUACUCGAUUCAAGGAGAUAUACAUGGACUUGAUACCGUAUUAUUUAGAUUUUAGAUAUAGACGAACUGACAGUAAAGUAUUUAAAGAAUUUCCUGAUCAAUUCGAGCAGGCUGGGAUGCUGUCGAAAUUGGCUACUUUUGGAAAGUUGAAUAUCGUACAUGACUCUGAUCAGAUAAAUAAUGCCAUCGAGACUACGAUGGAAUACAUGGAAAAUUCGGCAUUGCACGAUUUUGAAUUGGCAUACGAUGCUCUAAAUGUGCCCGGGCUACGGAAAUGCGCAAGUUUAUUAACGGAAUUGAACGGGGGUAACUCUUGCGUACAAUCAUUUAUACAAAAGAAUUCGAUAUUUUUCGAUCGUCUUCAUGAUCCAAUGGAAAAUUUCAACGUAUCUACUGGUGAGCAUGAUUACGCGCCAAUGAAAGAGUUUUUCAAAUACGUGGAAGAAGAACUUGUCAAGCAAGCAAUACUUAUCGGACAAGUAUUCCCCAAGGAAGUACCAGUCUUUCAUACGUUUUGUGAGCGGGUUAUUGAAGAUGUCGUUACAGAUUACGUGACGACCGUGCUGGAAGAGAUACAUAAAUUGGGUACAAUACCAUACUUGAAAACAGUCAUCAUAAUAUUCCAACUGUAUCAACAUGUCGCUGAGGUGUUAUGGAAGGAAGCCUCUCCGGGACUCGGUCAAAUAAUUGCAGAGGAUUUGUUGUAUCAAAGGUUUGAACCAAUUGCAGAAAUAUACAUGGCGGAAGAAUUAGCCCUGGUAAAAUUCAAGAGUGAAGAAGAGGUUGAAAAGUGGAACAAGAAGCUGCUGGAUGAGUCCGCUGAAGCGAGACAAGCGCUGUUAAAUAAUGCUAAUAGAGAAGUGUAUAGGCGCACUUAUCUCUCAUCUUUUCGCAAAAUGCUAAAACGUUCAUCCAAUCGCAAUCGCAAUUCAGCGACAACAUCUCCAUCUCAGCCAUCCUCUCCAGUUGACAGACGAGCUAGUUUAAUUGGUAAUUCACCAGAUGGGAUUAUGAAUAUAACUGAUCUACAGAUGAUGAUGAUCGACUCUAAAUUACAUAAACUGCAACAGCUGCUAAGUCUUGAAACGGCUUUACAAAUGAUACAUCUUAAUAAGGAAUCUCUGAGGAGGGUUGGUUGCUUGGUUGGAUAUCCUGACAAGAUGGGUGAAAAGGUACAAGAAACACUGGAAUCUAUCUUUAUAACGCUUUUGGAUACUUUAGGAACAUUGCAUAUUAAGCCUGGUUUUGAUAUUGCACUCCGACACAUUGGGGAACAUAAACCUGAUGCAGAAUCAACAAACACGGGUCUUGCGCCACUGGUGGAGUUCUUCGAACUCGUUCAUAUUGUUGACUUGAUACAGCAGAUGAUACAAGUAUACUAUGACGACGAGAUGUGUCGAUUCGUCGAUAAACACGAUUUUCUAAGUAGAUGCAACAAGGAGAAAAAGAGGUUUGAACAAAUUCUUGAUGAGAGCGUUGCUGCUGGUUUAAACAAAGGCAUACAAGCAUUAAUGGACCAAGUCGAAUUCAUUUUGAUGACGGAACAACAACCUGAAGAUUUUCGACCAGCCAAUAAUACACCAUUGGAAUUAAAGCCGUCCAAGGCUUGCGUACAUACUGUUCAAUGUCUGGAAUCGCAUACCAAGCUAGUCGAAGGAUGUGCAGAUCAGCACACGUUAGAUGUAUUUUAUCAGGAAAUAGGGCUGAGAUUCUUCAGUGUUUUACUCAAGCAUCUGAAGAAAUUUGUUGUCAGCAUCGAUGGAGGGUUCCAAGUGAUAAGUGAUUUAAAUCAUUACACGUCCUUCAUAACGACUCUUCAACAAUCUUCGAUAACUCCCUUCUUCAUAGCGCUCAAAGAAAUGGGCAACGCAUAUAUUAUUUCGACAGCGACAGAUGUUGGAAUCUUUAUUCGUGAGGCAGAGCGAUUCAAGGGAAUCCUGAGGGCUGAGGAUGUGUAUGAGUUUGUGCAGAUGAGAGAGGAUUGGGCAGAGAUUAAGAAAGAAGUCGAGAAACAGUUGUUUGGGUUGAAGGCUGAAGACUGUGUUGUCAUGUAA
Messenger RNA from Paraglomus occultum, 2655 nucleotides. Lineage: Eukaryota; Fungi; Glomeromycota; Glomeromycetes; Paraglomerales; Paraglomeraceae. The record is from the annotation of a GenBank genome assembly.